Molecule: messenger RNA, 1728 nt
Organism: Lycium ferocissimum
Lineage: Eukaryota; Viridiplantae; Streptophyta; Magnoliopsida; Solanales; Solanaceae
Exons: 6
Coding region: 1-1728 (575 amino acids)
Source: RefSeq, a predicted model, not a curated record
AUGAGUGACUCAAUAACAAUAGGGGUUGAUUGCCAUGGUGAAUGGAUCGAGAAGAACAAUCGAUAUAUUUGGCGAUGGAAGGGUAGUGACACGUUAGAGACGAUAGUGAUGAGUGUCCAAAGAGAUGUUGUGUUUGAUGAUUUUGUGAACCUAAUCAUCACCUAUUGUGAAUUAACUUCUAGGCCCAUUUUAAGGGUAUACGUUGUUGGAAGCCCGGUAGAGAACCACAAUUUAUCUCAAGACCAACAAGAUGUGUUAAAUAAUGAAUUGGAUGGGGUGGAUAUGGAUAUCCCAGAUAAUGGAAGUGGGGUUGACCAGAUUCCUAUACCCGAAGUUGCGAGCAAUAUAGUGGGCACUACACAAUCAAUACAGUCUAGCCAUGUUCAAGAUGAUGAAACAAGUUUUUAUAAAGGAAUAUGUGUACAUCCGGAGUACAAGUGGUGGCUGAGGGCUGUGAAGCUUUUAAGUUCUGACAGAUUUUGUAUCAGAACCUACAUAAAGAAUCACGCAUGUGGUUCUGAGCACAUUACGAGCCAUAAUCCACACGCUUCAGCGAAAGUCAUUGGUGAAUACUUUAAAGAUAAGUUUCCUUACGGUAAAGGCCCAUCUACAAAAGAUAUAAAUCAAUCAAUCCAUAUAGAUUUGGGUUGUAAGGUAAGUUAUUGGAAGGUCUGGAAGGGAAUGGAGAUUAUAAAGGCUUUGACAAGGGAGACACAUGAGCACGAGUACGCGGUGCUUGAUGCGUACCCUUAUAUGCUUCGUUCUGCAAAUCCCGGAAGUAAGACGGCAUUGAAGGUUGAUGAAAAUGGGAAAUUCAAGUACUUUUUUGUAGCCUAUAAGGCUUGGAUGCUUGGUUUUGCGCAAAUGAAAAAAGUCAUAGCUUUCGAUGGGACAUUCUUGAGGAGCAAGUACAAAGGAGUGUUGUUGUCAGCAGUUGCACAAGAUGCGGAGAACCAUAUUUUUCCAGUGGCAUUUUGUGUAGUAGACAAGGAGUGUGAUGCUUCGUACAAAUAUUUUUUUGAACAAAUGAGAAGCUAUAUAGAGGAUACCCCUGAGUUGUGCAUAAUUUCUGAAAGACAUCCAAGGAUCAAAAAGGCGGUUUCAUUUGUCUUCCCUACAUGUCAUUAUGGUUUUUGCAUGAGGCACCUAGGGAAAAAUCUGAGAACCACCUUUCACAAUGGGGCGGUCGUAUCUCAAUUUUAUAAAACAGCAAAAGCGUACAAUAUUGAUGUCUUCAAUGACCAUUUCAAUCAAAUGAAAGAUUUGGUCCCUGGGGCCGCCGAACAUCUUGAACGUGCUGGAUUCCACAGAUGGAGCAGGGCAUUCUGCCCCGGAAAUAGGUAUAAAUUUAUGACGACAAAUGCUGCUGAGUCAGUGAACUCAAUGUUCAAUGUUGAAAGAGAACUUCCCAUUACUGCUCUAUUUGAUUCCAUAAAUAGAAGUUUUCGCCAAGUAAAAACUCUGUUGCAACAACUGUGUAACUUGUUAGGAUUUUCCCAACAAGUGAUCGAACUUGUUGCAGCAACUAACUUAACUCGUGAUAUGACUUGUUCAACAGCUAUGUUACCUGCUGCAACAGAUUAUACAAUUGCUGCAGCAGAUUAUACAAUUGCUGCAAUAGGUUAUGCAAUUGCUACAACAAAUUAUGCAAUUGUUGCAGUAGAUCAUGCAAUUGUUGUAACAUAUCAUGCAAUUGUCUUUCGAUCAUGUAAUUGCUGCAACAACUAG